Messenger RNA from Plasmodium cynomolgi strain B, 1053 nucleotides. RefSeq lists its product as hypothetical. The transcript has 8 exons. NCBI's taxonomy places the organism in Eukaryota, Apicomplexa, Aconoidasida, Haemosporida, Plasmodiidae. Bases 1 to 1053 code for a protein of 350 amino acids. The record is from RefSeq and is a predicted model, not a curated record.
AUGAGCGCGUCAAGUGAUGACCAACUCGCCCAAAGGAAUGGCCGAACCAGGCUGAAGCGCGCCCCGGCCGGAAAGCCCACGCACCGGAACGACCCCAUGCACUCUCCCCUCUACUACGAGACGACCGAAAGGUUAUUCAAAAGCAGCGUUAGAAAUGUGAGCCAUCGAAAUAAAACGUCCGCGUUUGAUUCCGUUGGAGAUGAAAGCAGAGACUCGAACAGGCGCUCCACCGACAAAUGGACGAAUAAAAAAAUAAUUGCACCCCCCCCUGGGGAGAUCAAGGAGAUACUGCAGCAGGAGCCAUUUCAUACGAUGAGCAAAAGACAUGGAAGGAGAAUCCACCAGGAGGUUGCACACGGAAAUAUUUUUUCCAGACAGAGCUCGAAGAAGACCAGCAGCUACAGCCUGAACAACAACCCCUACAGGUGGGGAGUCGACGUGCUUAGGUACCCUUUGCCCCCACCCAAGAGGAACUACAGACACGCGGGGAAUUUAUCGGUACGCAGGGGUGGGCCACGUCUGGGGGGGCACUGGAGUGAGGCAGCUCUCUCCUUACGUUGCUCUCCCAUCGUGUUGCUCUCCCAUCGUGUUGCUCUCCCAUCGUGUUGCUCUCCCAUCGUGUUGCUCUCCCACCAUGCCGCUCUCCCACCAUGCCGCUUCCUCCCCUCAGACCUGCCUCGUGCCGAACAAAAGCGUCGAUACAUAAACUGCAUCCCAAAGGACCUCGAACGGAGCGAGACGAAACCCGCUUGCACUCUUCGCCGGGACAACUUAAACGUUAAAAUAGAGAAAGGCCCCCUCCCCCUCGUGGGUCUCGUCCCUGUGUUGGCUCACCCAACUGAGGGCACCUACCUUACCGCUGAGUCAGCCCAAGGUGCCGACCUCACCCCCAUUGAGCACGUCGGAAGGAGGCCCUUCCACGUAAACACCACAUGCAGGAACAAGCAGUGUUCCGUUGCCUUCAACAGCGCUCGAGAGCCGUCUCCGUUUAGGUCCGGAAAACGAAUCGGGUACAUCUCCGCCAAGAGGGAGCAUUCAGUGUUCUUGUGUUGA